Messenger RNA from Varanus komodoensis (Komodo dragon), 2653 nucleotides. It is a transcript of the gene SFN, whose product is annotated as stratifin. Gene Ontology annotation, biological process: signal transduction. Bases 1234 to 1974 code for a protein of 246 amino acids. The record is from RefSeq and is a predicted model, not a curated record. Gene Ontology annotation, cellular component: cytoplasm. NCBI's taxonomy places the organism in Eukaryota, Metazoa, Chordata, Lepidosauria, Squamata, Varanidae. Gene Ontology annotation, molecular function: protein kinase binding. The transcript is spliced from 2 exons.
CUACUCUAUGUCCAUCAAUGACUAUUAGUCCUGACAGAAAGGGAAAUCUGCCUGUUCAGAAACAAUGUUCCUUUUAGCACCACAUACCAGGCAAACUCACUUCCCCAUUAUGGAAAUGAUUUCCCAGGAGACCCAGCCAGUGCUAACAUGGUCAUCUUUUCAGUGCCAGGUGAAGACUGUUCUCCACUCCCAGGUGUUUAAUGGCAUAUAAUGGGAUAUGUCAUCUCUUUUAACUGCUCUGGGAUUUUUUUUAAACGUAGUUGUUCAAAUGGUUUCUGAAGUUUUAUAUUUUAGCAUGUUGGGCAUCAUUUUACUGAAUCUGUUUUAAUGCUGUAUUUUUAUUAUUAUAUCUGUGUUUUAUGCAUUGCUGUGAUCUGCCUGGAGAGCUUCAACUAUUGGGUAGUACAGAAAUUAAACAAAGAACCAUCAUCAUAAUCAAGUGAUAAGGCACUUCAUGGUUAGUACCUCAUCAGCCUGCAUAUGAUGCAUCCCCCCAAAAUAUGCAUACUCUUCCUCACCCCCCCACCACAUAUAUUUAAUAUCAAGUUGGUGGGGAGAAGACCAGGGUGAACUUUUCUCCCUGGCACACUAGCUUGCUGCAUGCAGGAUUAAAAUGCAUUUUAAGGCAAAACAUUCUAACAUGCCACCGUGGUGGUUCAUACCCGGAAGAGCCAAACCGCAGCUCUUCUGGCUGAAUAACCCAUGUUCAAAUUCCCAAGGCAGAGCGAUAUUUCACGAAGUCUGAGAUGCAGUGGGACCACUGGCAAAAGCAGGACCGAGAAUGUGGAGAACGGAAAGGCAAAGUACAGCCUUGCACAAGCUGGUGCCCCCCAGAAGUGUUGGACUGCAAAUCCAAGCAUUCCUGCCUAUUGGCUGUGCUGAUGGGACUUGGAGUGCAACACAUCUGGUUAGGGAAUGCAGGGUGCAGGUUGGAUCAGCAGGGACUAUGUGUGCUGCCCCCUGGAGGAUACGAAAAAUGCUUUGUUCGGGCUUCCAGCAUGUGGCCCAUCUUUCUGCCCACCCCCAUUAAAGGCUCUGCUGGGACAAGCGGCCUCUUGCCCAGGAGGUCUCGGAACAGGGUACGCUUCCUCAUCCCGAGCAGGCAGAGACGCCAAGCCAAAAGCCGAUCCCAGCUAGUGAACUCAGCAGAGACUUGGACGGCUCUCCAGGCAGCUGCUUGCUCCCUCUCGAAGCCGACCUCCUCACCCAGGGCUCCCUUCCACUGCCCCCACGAUGGCCAGGAACCACCAGGUGCAGAAAGCCAAGCUGGCUGAACAGGCCGAGCGCUAUGAAGACAUGGCUGACUUCAUGAAGGCGGUGGUGGAGGACGGGGCUGAGCUCUCGAAUGAGGAACGCAACCUCCUCUCUGUUGCCUACAAGAACGUGGUCGGCUGCCAGAGGUCCGCCUGGAGGGUCAUCUCCAGCAUCGAACACAAAACUGAAGAAGGAGAUGACAAAGCUCAGCUGGUCAAUGAAUACCGGGAGAAGAUCGAAUCGGAGCUGAAGGAUGUCUGCAAUGUUGUCCUGGGACUGCUGGACAAGCAUCUCAUCAAGAAAGCCAGUGACCCAGAAAGCAAGGUGUUCUACUUGAAGAUGAAAGGUGACUAUUUCCGCUACCUGGCCGAGGUGGCCACUGGCGAUGACCGCAAGGCGAUCAUUGACAAUGCCCGGAAAGCUUACCAAGAGGCAAUGGACAUCAGCAAGAAGGAGAUGCAGCCCACCAACCCCAUCCGCCUGGGCCUGGCCCUCAACUUCUCUGUCUUCCACUACGAGAUCGCAAAUGCCCCAGAUGAAGCCAUCAAGCUGGCCAAGACCACCUUUGAUGAAGCCAUGGGCGACCUCCACACGCUCAGUGAAGACUCCUACAAAGACAGCACCCUCAUCAUGCAGCUUCUCAGGGACAACCUCACGUUAUGGACGGCAGAGUGCUCAGGAGAAGAAGGGGGAGAGGCUGGCGAAGAGCCAAAGAACUGAACUUUCCAGCCCGUGGAACGACGGUAACUCCCGUCUCUCUCAAUCUCUCUCUUUUCCUCCUGUUCCCAAACAACCCUAUUUUUAUAAGAUGUGUCUCCAGCACCUGAAAAGGGGACUGAUUCGUAUGCACGGGACUUGAGCGUUUACCUGACCCUCCUCAUGUGGCAGCUUUCAGGUUAUCUCUCUCCCAGGGCCCUCUUCUUUUGCUAUGUGACCCCCGCUGCAUCCGGAAGCUCCUUGCUUUGUAUUAACUCUUGUGCCUGGUACAGCAUACAGUUAACAGAAAGGAUCUUCCUGAUCUGUCACGGAGGAUUGAGAUAUAGAUAGAUAGACGGAAAUCUAGAUAUGUGUCAGUGUCGACCUGCUCACCAAAACAAAACUAAAACCAACAACCUGAGAACGUAAAUAUUGUUGUGCACGGCCAAGAUACAAAAACAGGAGCUAAGCCACGUUAAACAAGCGUAGUUGCCUCUGUUUCCUUCAGUGCUUUUUAUUCUGCGGGGGGUUUUCACGCUGGGCAUCCUGUCACUGUAAGAAGAUGGCGGUGGUGGGCCUGGGUGGGCGGGUGCACCGGGCAACUCUCCCGAGUCGCCAUCUCAGGAGGGCAUCUUUUACUGUGGUGUUUCUGAGGUGCUGUGCUACAGUAUUCUUCCCAAUAAACAUUGACUUUGGCACCAGU